AUGGCCGCCAGCGACCGUAUACCGCAUCUCAUGAGCGCCCUCGAUGUCGGAACCGGCCCUGAUAACUCCCGCGCAACCUCUCCUGGAGGCGACUGGCGCCAGCCGAAUGGCGGCGUCAACGGCAUAGACAUCGACAAAGCCCGCAGUCGCCCGCGAACCUUCCCCUACUUCGAGUACCUUCCGUAUGAUACCGAGGAGCAGAGCGAGAGAUUGGAGAACUUGGAUACAUGUCUGAAGCAUCUCUAUAUCGCCGUCUCGGCUGGUGACUUUGCGCCCGGCGCUGUACAUUGGACGCGGGAGAUUCGGGGAUGGCUGUCACUCAAGUUCGAUCUGCCGCGCAGCACAAGGGUGAAGCUGAUACAGUUGUACUAUGAGCUCGCGCUCGCUCCAGGCCUCGACUAUCUAGUCGCUGAGCGUUUUGCGAGCAUGUUUAUGGUGUUGACAAAGCGGAAGCACUAUCUGCGUCCCGGAAAGGACCUGGUCCUUGAUUGGCGACCUCUGUUCCGCGAGCUCAAGCUUUUCGUUCUGCCUUCGGAAUCGGGAGGCUCCCACCCACCGAAUGUGAAGCGCAACAUUCGCACAUUGACGAAGAUGUGCACGUUCGCACAGCUUUACUUCGAUCCACAGGACAUACCGAAGCUCUUCGAGGAGCUUCUGCCAUAUUAUAGUACAUCGUUCUCUGAGGGUGCGUUUGUCGUAGUGGGCCUGCUUAACCUGUUGCUCCCUACGAAUUCUCCACCUGAGGGUAGGCCCGACCUACUGCCACAGGAGUACCUACCUACGUUCUUCCACAUGUGGUCUCUAGUCAAUCGAUCGAAGCUGCUCGAUGUGCAUUUCAUCGAUGUUUUGUCACGACUCGCCCGCGACUCAUUGGGCGCAAAACACAUUGCAUACUCGCAGCAUGGUAUUUUCACAGGGGAGCAAUCAUCACAGAUCUUUACAGCCAUUCUUAGAUUGCUUGAGAUCCCUGUCGGACAAGCAACUUCGCCGUACGCACAAUCUGUGGAUUUGGGCGCUGGCUUGGCCAUCAUGUUAGAUCGAGACACGCGGAAGCACCCGAUCGCACAUCAGAUUGCAAGGUGGAUCGUCAUGUCCAUGUCUCCAGCAUGCUUGGAGCACCCGGAUUCCGUUUUGAGCAAGCUCGAGGGCUUGAUCCAAGCGGUCGAAACUUUCUUCCACCCCUCCAACUCAGGCAGCUGGACCAAGUCCCUCUCGCAACUCGUAUUCUUCCUCUCUGACUUCUUCGUCAUGCGUUGGAACCGCGAGCGUAGCGGAGAGAUGGAGGUUCCAGAAGAUCGCAAACUAAACGAUGCCCUCAAGCGACGAUUCGUGCUGUGUCUUCGGGAAGUCAUCUUCAUGGGCAUUUUUGCCAAGAGUGCAACGAUGGUGAACUAUUCACUUUCUUCACUCCAGAUUCUGGCCUACCUCGAGCCCAAUCUGAUCCUACCAGGCGCUUUGCAGCGAAUCUACCCCGCUAUGCAGGGUCUUGUUGAGGUCCAUCGUACAAUCUCAUCCAUCCGGGCACUACAGAUGCUCUCGAAAAUCAUGGCACGCACGAAGGGCUUCCGGUGUCAUGUUACAUCGGUGCUAGGCCUUGCACUCCCUGGUAUCGAUGCCAAUGAUUUGGAGAAGACGCUGCAUACCCUGUCCUACAUCCAAGGCGUCUGUUACACUGUACCCUUCCACGAUCUCACAAAGGAGAAUAGACGUGUCACGGAGGGCGCAGCCAGAGAUGGUACGGCGACCCCGAUGGAAGAAAUGGACACUGACACCGGAAUCGCCGUGGGGUGGAUCACGGAACAGGUGGAACGUCUCGAGGCUGCUGGCAGCAACAUCGAGAUCGACUAUGCAAAGGAAUUAAGUGACCACGAUGAGGAGAUGAUCUUGCGAUCGUCAACGACUGGCUUGGCCGAAUUCCUUCACUCUUUCUUAGGUCGAGUCUUCACUUUGUUGGAAAAUCUGCCAGAUGCCUCGCGAGUUCGUAGUGGAUCUCCCGAGGAGAGCAUAGUCAACACUUUGCCAGCCGCAUUCACUCCCCUCCUGUCCGCACUUUCCCCUGAUCUGUUUGACAUUGCGUUGGACAAGAUUGCCAACUUCAUCACAAAUCAUGUCAUUCAUCAAGCACGUGAUGCCAUGGCAUUCAUAUGUAAUGCAUUGGUCAAGAUCAACCCAGAGCGAGCACUGAAGCGCUUGCUACCCAAUCUUCUCGCUGGCAUUCGCACCGAGAUUGAUGACAAUGGUGCUGGUUCAUCUCGAACAACAGGGUCCGAAGUCCUCCCUCGCGACCGAGCCUUGGUGUGGAACAUCGCCCUCCUCAGUAUGUGCGUCGUCCACGUCGGUGAUGCCGUCCUGGCGUACAAGGAGGAGCUGUUCGAGAUUGCAGAGUACAUGCAGCAAAAGUGUCGAGGAACACCUACCGUCCAUGUGUCCAACUACAUUCACCAUCUUCUGCUCAAUCUGACAGUGACUUACACGAUCGAUUACUCGAUCUACGAGCCCGAAGAGCUCCAACAGGGUCUCACUGCGAACUCUUGGGGAAGGAUAGUCGAUCCCAAGAAAUUGACUGUGAAAUGGCACAAGCCAUCCCCUGAAGAGAUUGACUUUGCGGUCCGACUGUUUGAGUCUCAGUCCAAGAGUGCUAUCAAUCAGCUUCAAGCCCUCACUGGGCCGGAUCCGCCCAUCAAGCGUGAUGGUACCGGAAAGGACUGGUCCGACGAGCUUUCAAGGAACCUUGUCUUGUUAAGGCUUCUCAUCUCUGGUAUUUCCGUGCUAUUCGACCCACGUCAUGAUCAAGCGAAAGACGAUAAGGCGCCUGCUGAAUCUGACAAUGGGUCCGAUCCCGAUGCUAUGGAUACCGAAGGCAUCGACGACGAUGCAGGGCUCGGAGAGGCGGAGGACGAAGAGGUCAAACCUACGUUCCAAUACGAAGCCGGCUACCCGCUCAAGCGUGAUGAUGACAAUUACAAGCUGAUUCACGAUCUUCGCCAUCGCAUAGGCGAGGUGUUGCACCAGGUGCACCACUUCAUGACUACCAAGCAAGAAGACGACGUUCUCUGUUUCAACUCUCUAUACAAUGCCUACCGUUGCUGGUUCAUUGACGUCGGUAUUGAGCGCUCUGCUCACGUGCUAGACAGAGUCACCAGGCUCCUCGAAACAAAUGAGCUUCCUUUCAAGUUCAGUGGAUUGAGAAAGGAAUAUCCUCGCCCCCUAUUGGUCGGUCGUGCCAAUGUAUACCACCUACAGCGUCUUCGACACAACGCCAAUCCUCGCCCGAAGACAGAUCUCGAUAAGCAGUUGCUCUUGGAUCUUGCUGAGUCGAGCGUUUCUCUGUACACGGAAAUUCGUCGCACGUCGCAAAGUGCCAGCGAAUCUGCUGUUAAAUGCAUACUAGGAGCACGCCCGCUUGUCAUCCCACCUUUGCUCGAGGCGUUGACUAAAGCUGUUGCUGAGAACAACUACCCACGCAUUAAGGGUGCAAUGUUCUCAUUGCUUUUCGGUAGUCUUGCGAAGACCAUAAGUCGAGAUUGGCGAUUCACGCCUACCCUAAUUAAGGCGUUCAUCGAAGUCACAGGCGCGGACAAGCCUUCUGUGCAGAAGCUCGCUUCCAACGCUACUUUCCAAGUCAUGGACAUGGGCAAGGCGCUGGAAAGGAUGGUUAUACUCGACAAAGACAUUGUUGAGUCCAUUGCUUUCGCCAUCGGGACGGACCAGCAAGAAGCAGUUCAACAGAAGGUUGAAAAACGACGCAGUUACAUUAAGAGAAAGAGAGGACGGAUAGAAGAGAAGAAGUCUAAUCUUUCCCUCGAGCUGGUCGAGACCUGCAAAACAGCUCACUGGAAGAAGGUGAGCAGGACUGCUGCCAUUAUCGUAAACCUCACUAUGCGGUACGAGACCAUUGCGUCCGAAGAGAUGAUCGAUCUCGUGACCAUGGGUACAAUCGACUCUCAUCCCAAUCUUCGCAGUCUUCACGCCGGAGCACUGAUUGGACUGUUUUCUGUCAUCCAGACGCGCGCAAUCACCGGCCACAACUAUGAGCGCUAUUUGCUUGGUGACGAAGACCUUCCCGACAAGAUCACUGUUCCUACGAAGUCCGAUCAGCCUGGCUGGACCGAAGAGCACCUGGCUACCUUUGCGAAGCCCGAGGCCAAAUACUAUGUCGACUUUGAUUAUCCCGGAUGGUUGGUUUGGAACAAGACCAUGCCGGGUUAUCUUCCGAACGCGCCGCCGUUGAGCUACGAUGAUGUUGAGAACCGAGUCCGUGCAAGAAUUGGCAAGCUCCUUGAUCGACAUUGGUUUUCGACAUAUUUUGCAUAUCUUAAACAGGAACCACGCGACUCUAGUGCGGACAGAUUCCGGAUGUCGAGCGCCAUGAUGCUCACGCAUGCAUUCGAGUUGCUCUUCAGCGGUCUCACUGAAGCGAACUUUGAGGAUAUCAAGGAUCUGACACAGUCUGUCUACGGCGAUGGAAGUGAUAAACAUCAACAUCGAGCCACCUCUGAGAUCAUGGGAGCUCUGUUGUCGACUGCACCAGAUCUUCCAGCUGAGCAGCGUCAAGAAGUAUGGGAAUACGCAUUCCCCAUCGUCCGCGGUAUCUUCCAAGAUGGACUCACGCCCGAGAACUCAUCCUAUUGGACUACGUUCCUCCACGUCGUUCUACAAUCCAAAGACCCUAGGCGAAACUGGCCCCUUGUGGAUUGGCUUUCAAGCUUCCGCUUGGACAUGGAUUCCAACGCUGCCUUCAAAGAGUCCUCGAAGAUUCACCUGCUCCAACAGUGCAUCAGCGACAUUGGCUGGCACUUCCGACUGGAGAAACCCAUCCUGGAAGACUUUAUGAAGCAUCUUGACCACCCUUACAAGGGUGUGCGUGAAGCUAUGGGUCAGACAAUUGCCAGUAUUUAUCGUACUAGAUAUCACGAGUCGUAUAAGGACGUGAAGACGCUUAUGUCUGCCCAGAAAGGUGCGUCAUCGCUGGGUCUGAAGCCUUAUGAACCUGAUGAGGAAUACUCGGCAACAAUCACAGAAGUCUUCGAGAGGUUGGAGAAAUGGCGACAUGAGCGUACACCAGGUCAACAAACACCAUCAUCAUACACAUCGGGAGGCAAGACGGUGCUUCUUUGGCUUGACUCAACACUCACAUCCUACGAGUGCAUUCAGCUCGUCAAGUUCUUCCCAGAUGUCUUCAUGGAGCAGCUGCUACACAUGAUGGACAUCAAGGAAGACCCUGAGCUUCAAUCUCUUGCGUACCACGUCUUCCGCCAUCUCCCCAACAUUCCCCACCGACAAGGCGAAGAUGCGGGCUUCAUCGCAGCUCUCAUCCGCAUCGGCCGCAACGCGACAUCCUGGCACCAGCGUCUCCGCAUCCUCAUCAACAUCCAAGUCAUCUACUUCCGGCGCCUCUUCCUCAUGUCCGAAGAGCAGCAGCGCCAGCUCUUCGACUGUGUCUCCGCCAUGUUGGGCGACCUCCAACUCGAAGUGCGCAUGGGCGCCGCGACCACCCUCUCCGGCAUGAUCCGCUGCUCGCCCGUCGCGCUCCGCGACUCCAUGGUCGAAUCCCUCAAGUCGCAAUUCACGCAGAUGCUCGCGAAGAACCCGCUCCCCAAGCGCCGCAACCCGGGCACCCCGACACCGGACCACAACAAACUCAUCCUCACGCGCCACGCCGCCGUCCUCGGCCUCGGCAGCCUCAUCCAAGCCUUCCCCUACAUGAGCCCCCCGCCCGCAUGGCUGCCCGACGUCCUCGCCACCCUGGCCCGCAAGGCCGCGAGCGACCCCGGCAUGGUGGGCAAGAGCGUCAAGAGCAUCCUCGCGGACUUCAAGAAGACGAGGCAGGAUACUUGGCAUGCUGACGUCAAGGCUUUUGAGACGGAGCAACUUGAGGAUCUCGAGGGCGUGCUUUGGAAGAGCUAUUUUGCUUAA
Messenger RNA from Aaosphaeria arxii CBS 175.79, 5916 nucleotides. RefSeq lists its product as uncharacterized. Gene Ontology annotation, molecular function: peptidase activator activity; proteasome binding. The record is from RefSeq and is a predicted model, not a curated record. Gene Ontology annotation, cellular component: nucleus; cytosol. Gene Ontology annotation, biological process: proteasomal ubiquitin-independent protein catabolic process. Bases 1 to 5916 code for a protein of 1971 amino acids. NCBI's taxonomy places the organism in Eukaryota, Fungi, Ascomycota, Dothideomycetes, Pleosporales. The transcript has 3 exons.